Molecule: messenger RNA, 2237 nt
Organism: Solanum dulcamara
Lineage: Eukaryota; Viridiplantae; Streptophyta; Magnoliopsida; Solanales; Solanaceae
Product: electron transfer flavoprotein-ubiquinone oxidoreductase, mitochondrial
Exons: 17
Coding region: 198-2039 (613 amino acids)
Biological process (GO): electron transport chain
Cellular component (GO): mitochondrial inner membrane
Molecular function (GO): iron-sulfur cluster binding; electron-transferring-flavoprotein dehydrogenase activity
Source: RefSeq, a predicted model, not a curated record
UGGGUGCGCAUUUUAUUCAUCACACACUCCUUUCCUCUCUGGCUGAGUUGGAGUAAUAAAAAUGAAAGGAACCUAAUUUAGGGGUGUAAAAAAUUGAAAGCGGAGUUACCUCCGCCUAUGUGUUUGGCCAAUUUAUUUUCUCAAGUUCAUAAAAAAGCAAAAGUAUUGAAAUCAUCGGAGCAGUCAACAAUAUCAUCAUGUAUAAGUUCAUCAGUUCUUCCUCAAAAUCCAAAUUGAUACCCCUUUUAUCUUAUUCAACUCUCUUUAAAUCAGCAUGUUCAUCCAAUUGGGUCUCAAGUUCAAGAAAUGAAAUUUCUAAAUUUUUUCAUAAGCCAAAGUUAAUUGAAUCUUGGAAUGGAAAUGGAAGUUGGGUUUUAGGGGGUCAAAGUGGAGUUAGGAGUUAUAGUAAUGAAUCAGAUAGAGAAUCUAUUAACUAUGAUGUGGUGAUUGUUGGAGCUGGACCAGCUGGGCUAUCAGCUGCUAUUAAGCUCAAACAGUUGUGCCAACAAAAGGAUGUUGACUUAUCAGUGUGCGUUGUAGAGAAAGGAGCUGAAGUGGGUGCUCAUAUCUUGUCAGGAAACGUAUUUGAGCCACGGGCACUCGAUGAACUCGUUCCCCAUUGGAAAGAGGAAGAGGCUCCCGUUGAUGUCCCUGUUACUUCUGAUAAUUUAUGGCUGCUUACGGAAACUCGCGCCUUUUCACUUCCAAGCCCAUUUGACAAUAAUGGAAACUAUGUCAUAAGUUUGAGUCAGUUGGUACGUUGGUUGGGGCAGAAAGCUGAAGAGCUAGGAGUUGAAAUAUACCCAGGUUUUGCUGCUAGUGAGAUUUUAUGCAAUGAACACAACGAGGUUACUGGUAUUGCUACUAAUGAUAUGGGAGUGGCUAAAGAUGGUUCCAGAAAAGAGAACUACCAACGUGGUGUUGCACUGAAGGGGCAUGUUACUCUCCUUGCAGAAGGAUGUAGAGGAUCUUUAUCAGAGAAAUUAAUCAAGAAGUACAAUUUGAGAGAAAAAGGGCAGGGGCAACAUCAAACCUAUGCUUUAGGAAUUAAAGAGGUCUGGGAGAUUGAUGCAGACAAACAUCAGCCUGGUUAUGUGCUUCACACGCUUGGUUGGCCUCUGGACCAGAAGAACUAUGGAGGUUCCUUCUUGUAUCAUAUGAAGGACAGACAAGUCGCUGUCGGCCUUGUGGUUGCUCUAAAUUAUCAGAACCCUUUCUUGAAUCCGUACGAGGAAUAUCAGAGGUUUAAACAUCAUCCUGCUAUUAGGCCACUUCUUGAGGGUGGAACUAUUCUCCAAUAUGGUGCUCGGUCUUUAAAUGAAGGAGGUUUUCAGUCUAUUCCAUAUCCAGUUUUCCCUGGAGGAGCAAUUAUAGGAUGCUCAGCUGGCUUCUUAAAUGUACCGAAGAUUAAGGGCACUCAUACAGCUAUGAAAUCAGGAAUGCUAGCAGCAGAAUCUGCAUUCAGCAUGCUCCAAGAAGGCUUGACGAUGGGAAGCUAUUGGGACAAUUUACGAAGUUCAUGGAUAUGGGAAGAACUAUAUACUGCAAGGAACUAUCGUCCUGCAUUUGAAUAUGGGCUCUAUCCUGGUUUGGCUUUAAGUGCUGUAGAGCAUUACAUACUCAAGGGAAGAUCUCCAGUCACUCUUAAUCAUGGGAAACCUGAUCAUGAAGCAACGAGGGAAGCACAAUUAUUCUCACCAAUUGAGUACCCAAAGCCAGAUGGUGUUGUAUCUUUUGAUGUACCGACCUCUCUGUACAGGAGCAACACAAAUCAUGAUCAUGACCAACCAUCUCAUCUUCAUCUGAGAGAUCCUACUGUUCCAGAAAAUGUCAACUUGCCCAAGUAUGCUGGACCUGAGGCACGAUAUUGUCCAGCACGAGUUUAUGAGUACAUACCGGAUGAGACCGGUGACUUAAAGUUACAGAUCAAUGCUCAAAACUGCUUGCACUGCAAGGCCUGCAGUAUUAAAGAUCCGAAACAGAACAUCGAAUGGACAGUCCCAGAAGGUGGAGGGGGGCCUGGUUACACAAUCAUGUAGAUGACCUUCAGCCCUCAUGAACUGCUAAAACUGGAUUCUUCCCAACCCUGUGAAUAGAAAGGCUUAAAAAUGAAGCUCUUAGAGCUCAUACUUGUCUUGGAUCCUAAACAUUGCUUGAUUGUAAAUAGAUUCAAGAAUGAGGAUAUUCAUCCGGGAUAGUUUCAAAUAUAUGCAAUAAAGUAAUUAAAUUAUAACAAA